This is a messenger RNA of Nilaparvata lugens (brown planthopper), 1892 nucleotides long. RefSeq lists its product as uncharacterized. Gene Ontology annotation, cellular component: nucleus; transcription regulator complex. Gene Ontology annotation, biological process: regulation of transcription by RNA polymerase II. The record is from RefSeq and is a predicted model, not a curated record. The coding region runs from base 257 to 1138 and encodes 293 amino acids. Lineage: Eukaryota; Metazoa; Arthropoda; Insecta; Hemiptera; Delphacidae. The transcript has 2 exons. Gene Ontology annotation, molecular function: DNA binding.
CUCCCGAAAGGGAAUUUUUGUGUUUUGGGGUUGGUAGCUGUGAGUCGCACGCCGCUAUCCGCUCUGUCAGUUGUGAGUGAGAGAGAGCGUCCAAUCAUUCUGCUGCGUUGCAUUUGAUAUCACAGAUCACCUGACAACGUCAACAUGAAUAACAAGAACUAGCCGGUCCAUUAUUUUUGUUUGACUAAACAUCAAGCUACGAGCUUUCAAACUUGAAAAUUCUUUCAAGUUUUCGGGUUGAUUUGAAGGGCUUUUCAUGUCUUCGAACAGUACAAAUGGGUUUUUGUGGCGUGGUGGCCCUGAGUCACUUAUUCGCGAGGUUUUUGCCAGACAGCCGAUUUGGGACCUGAGGAGCCACGCUCAUCAUAACCGAGAGUUGGUCGCCAGACUCUGGGAAGAGAUUUCUGACAUCCUAAAAGCGCCAACCGACACAAUCAAAACAAAAUGGAAACACCUGAGGGACAACUUCCGUACCGAGCUGAAGAAAACUGUGAGAGGGGCUGCCGACCCCGUCAAACCCUACCAGUCACAGUGGACCUACUUCAACGAUCUGCUCUUCCUCAGGGAGCAGAUGAUGCGCAAGAUCACACACAACACGACCGCCACUGCGCAGCUGGGCAACGACAACGAUAACGACCUUGAUGACGGACUGGUGUCGUUGGCGGUCGAAAGCGAAAUGGUCACCGAUGAAGGAAGACUGGUCGAACGACAUCCCAACUUCUUCGGACACUCGCUUUUCGACGAUAACAAUUCCGAUGUGUUCGAAAACGCCACCGACCACCUGUGGCCGUCCCAAGAAUCAUCCAGAAAACGCAAGAACUACCAACCCCCCGAAGAUGAGUUCACCACCCACCACUACCCAAAAGUGAACGUUCUAGAACGACUACCAUCCACCUUCAACUACGACGACACAACUAACGAUGACGAUUACCAUUUUUUGAUGAGUUUGCUGCCCUAUGUGAAGUCGUUGUCGCUCGCUAAGAAAAUGCAUCUACGCCUCAAACUGCAGGAGGUCGUUUGUGAGUUUAUCUACGAUAUUAAAAUACCGAAAGACGGUUGUAGAAACCAGAGAGGUAAAAAGAACGAAAAUAGUUCCAAUCGUGGAGUGAGGGUUAAAACGGAGAAUAAUGAUAAUUAGUUACUAAAAUCUCAAUUUAUUAACCAAUUAUCAUAUUAUUUUUCAUCUGUGUUACCCAUCAAAGUUCAAUUGAUUUGAAAAUUGAAGGGUUUCAAAUUGCGUGCGAAAGGUUUUGUUAUAUUGUUUGUUUAUGCUGAGUGUGAACACAUUUGAAGUUCCAGCUUUCUGUUAGCAUUCAUAGUAAUAGACUUUCAAUUAUUGUUUUGUUGAUAACUGAAUUGAAACAGUAACUGAACUGAACUGAUUAUUAAUGUGAUACCAAUAUAUGUUUUAUAUUUAUUACUGAGACUGAUUUCAAAGGAGAUGAAAUUUCUGGAUUCAAAAUCUUUUCUUAACCAUCAAUAGUUCUUACACAUCGAGUAUCAUGGAGUAUUUUAUAUUUCUGUUACCUCAGUAAUUUUAUAUUUCUGUGCUAAGGACAUUACCGUACUGAAAUGCACGAUUUACAGUAUUUUUUAUUUAGUUUUACCAUGAUUUAUUUUUGUUUUCUAAAUGUUUAUUUUUAUAUUGGAAAGCUUCAGAAAAAAUGGAUUCGCCAUCCACGUAUUGCUUUCAUGUGAGAAUGAUUAUUUUUAGACAUAAAGGAUUAUUGCUUGCUCAAAACUCUAUUUGUUAAAAAGUCUAUUUAAAUAUAAACAUGAUAAUGACAUGAACUGUGUAAAUCAAUUGAUGGUUUUUGAAAUAGAUUCAACAUCAAUGAAACCAUAUUUGUUAGAGCGAUACUUUUUUAAUAAACCUGUACGAUUCAAUAUUU